This is a messenger RNA of Ictalurus punctatus (channel catfish), 2884 nucleotides long. Its product is annotated as spermatid perinuclear RNA-binding protein. Gene Ontology annotation, molecular function: double-stranded RNA binding; single-stranded RNA binding. The record is from RefSeq and is a predicted model, not a curated record. The transcript is spliced from 18 exons. Gene Ontology annotation, cellular component: precatalytic spliceosome. NCBI's taxonomy places the organism in Eukaryota, Metazoa, Chordata, Actinopteri, Siluriformes, Ictaluridae. The coding region runs from base 463 to 2211 and encodes 582 amino acids.
CACGUGAAACUUGUGCUGCUGCGUGAACGCACGCGCUGCGGCUGCGGUAUCGUCGCCCACCCGCGCGCACAUACUGUAUAGCUCAUCAUCUCAUCUACACACACACACACACACACACACGCAGAGCCUACUGCACCAGCCUGCCAUCAUCAGCACGUAUCCGAGGAUCUUUAUUACAUGAUCCACGCCGACAGCAAGUUCCGCACACAAAGACAAGGCAUUGUGUCGCGUGCACGUUUGUUUCUAGCAGCACUUACCAUCUGGCAAAGAUGGUCUACCGUUUCAAAGACUGGACAGACUGAACUGGAUUUAACAGCAGGAUUUGCUCAUUAUUCUCAGAUUGGCCUUGAAAUUCUCCAGCUGGAUCAGAAACACACAAGGGAGGUUUGACGUUGAUGUGAACGGUUGAUAAAUGAAGACUUUGGCUUGUCUUGGAACACGCUGAUCAACAUUGCUUAAUCCAUGAUGGUGGAGAGCGCUGAUUGCUCUCCUGAAUCGUUGGCUAACAAUGAUCGUUAUGUGAUGGCCAAACACGCAGCCGUGUACCCAUCAGCUGAAGAGCUGGAGGCUGUCCAGUCUCUGGUGUCAGCGGUGGAGAGAGGACUAAAGUACGUCUCCGAAUGGCUAAUUGAUUCCACCAAGGAUAGUGCUCCUAUAUCUGCUGAACCUGCAGAACCCAACUCAAAGUGUGGUGGGCCUCUGGCUGGCGUCAUGCGUGUUGGAUCUGUGGCUAAAGGCCUCCUCAUCAAGGGUCUGAUGGACCUAGAGCUGGUCUUGCUCUGCCGAGAAAAGCCUACUAAAGAUCUGCUUCUCACGAUCUGCACCAACUUGCCACUGCAGAUGAAGAAACUGUCUGAGGAUGAGCACACAGUGCAGCCCUGCAUUCCAGAAGCAGCUAUUCUAGUGUUCAAAAGCAGCAGACCUGAUCUGCCUCUGAGGGUCAUCCUUACGUCAAUGCAGAUGAAAAGCCAGGAGCUGGAGAAAAACCAAGUGGAAAACACAAAAGUGACAGAUCCGUCUGAUCUGCUGGACCAGCAGAGAUGCCUGCUUGCUCUGGCCUCUCUGCGCCAUGCCAAAUGGUUCCAGGUCAGAUUGAGUGGGAAGAGAUCCUGUCUCAUAGUUCUGCGGAUCCUCAGGGAUAUAUGCAAUACAAGGCCAGUCUGGGCACCUCUUAAAGGAUGGCCAGUUGAGCUGAUCUGUGAAAAGGCCUUUGCUACGAGUUACAGGCCACUCGGACCGAGUGAAACUCUGAGACGGGUCUUGGAAUGUAUCUCCUCAGGCAUCUUCUUGCCAGGUGGACCUGGACUACAUGACCCGUGUGAAAAAGAAGAGGUAGACACUUUGUCGGCUGUGAUGAACGAUCAGGCUGAACUUCUUACCUAUACUGCACAGCAUGCGCUAAGGCUUCUAGCUUUUGGACAGAUUCACAGGUUCCUAGAGGUGGAUCCUCUUCCUACAGCUAAACCUGCAGCGGAACCAAAAUUACCAGACGGAGAAGCAGGGACGUCUCUGAAAAGACUCCAUGAAGAUGAAACUGCCGACGAACCUAAAAGCAAGAAGAUCCUCUCAGGUAUUGGUGCAGGCUUAUUAACAUCUAAUGGCAAAUCAGAUUGUAAGGGAAAAGUGGAAACUCUGUCCAAAAGCUCCAGCAACAAAUCCAUACAUGGCUCUUCAUCAACCAAGGUUAAAGUUCAGGGCCCUGUUCUCACAGCCAGGGGCAAAAACCCAGUAAUGGAGCUAAAUGAGAAAAGGAGAGGCCUAUCAUAUAACCUCAUCACUGAAAAUGGAGAGAACCAACAACAGCGCUUCAUUAUCGAGGUGGAAGUGGAUGGACUGAGGUUCAGAGGAUGUGGGCCUAAUAAAAGGGUAGCAAAGGCAAACGCAGCCUUGGCAGCAAUAGAAAGGCUGUUUUCAGCACACAAUGCAAACAACAAUAAGAGGAAGAAGCCAUAUACAAAAGUGAGUCCAUCAGCUGUAAAUGGACUUCCCAGAGCAAAGAGGAAUGUUACAAUACCCAGGCCACUACUUCCUAUUUUUCCUCCAGCCCCUGCGUAUUUUACACCAGGCUUUACCCCGUAUGGUUAUGGUCCAGUGGUGCCUCCACCACACGGUGCUUUGUAUUUUGACGGUCCUGUUUGCCCUCCGCAGACCAUCACUCCUGUUUUUCUUCACCUGGGAGCACAGGAUUUCUGCCCUGAUUUUUACAUUUAAUGUUCUGUCUGAAGUGGCCUGUAGCUGUGUGUGGCCUGACCAGACUCACCAUCAUUAUUACUUAACACAGGGUCAUUUUCUGGUACUGAGGAAACUUUCCUUGUUUUAGCAUGGAUCAGUAGUAUCCUCUGUUAAACUCAAGGAAACUCAAGACAUAAAUGAAAAAAAUGGUUUGCAUUUAUGCUGCGUUUAUAUGGUCUUUGUGAAUACAUAUUUUUCACAGUAAGCAAUAUUUUAUCAGUGCUAUUAGCAAUAAUGAAUUAGAUGCACUGCUGAUAGGCUACAGACAAUAUUCCAUAAUGCUGUAAGUCCAAAAUUUAUGGUAUAUUUGUAUUUGAAAUGAAUAAUAUUGUAUUUAUACUAGGACAAAAUGUAUCAAAUGGAGUGCAGUGUAAUUUAGUUCCUUCAUCCACAACAUGGCACAUACUUAAUCCAACACCAUGUUAUAAACUAACGGUAUGCACGUAAAUGCAGAUAGUUACAUAUACAUACAGUGUUUUGUAAUAAAGACUGCACAAAUAUUUCUAUGACGAUUGAAAUGUGAUUGAAAUGUGGUGUGUGAGUUUGUGGAUGUGUUAAUGUACCUACUGUAUUCACGUAAUAACUGUAUAACAUCAUUAAAUUAUCAUUAUCAGUGUUAUCAACAAUGAUUUUGGCAUUUGUCCUAAUUAAA